This is a messenger RNA of Necator americanus (New World hookworm), 435 nucleotides long. RefSeq lists its product as uncharacterized. Lineage: Eukaryota; Metazoa; Nematoda; Chromadorea; Rhabditida; Ancylostomatidae. The record is from RefSeq and is a predicted model, not a curated record. Bases 1 to 435 code for a protein of 144 amino acids. The transcript has a single exon.
AUGGCGAUCUGUACUUAUAACGCACGUACGCUUGCAUCGGAAGCGGCCAUCGAAGAUCUGAUGAUGCAAGCGAAGAAGAUCAAGUACGACGUCAUCGGACUGACCGAGACGAGACGACGUCACCCUCUCAAAGCCGUAUAUGAGACUGGAGAAGAACUGUUCUUAGGAACAUGCGACAGUAGAGGUGUUGGUGCUCAAAAAGAAAAGGAAAAAAUACUCUUUCAAACAACUUACGAGAGUUCAACUACCGAGAAGAAAAUCUUAUAUGGACCUAAAAUCUACCAUCACCUUCCAAGAAGAACGCCGGAGGAACUUCACAUCGGAACCCACGGCCUACAUUGGAAUGACCAGGGGGAGAGGCUCUCCGAGUUCAUCAUGACGAUUAAGACCAUCCAUGGGAACUCGCAAUUCCAGAAGCCUUCCUCUCUACGCUGA